AUGUCGGCAAAAAGCACAACAAAAACCGGCACUAGGCCUGCACCGGCUGCCGCCUCUUCCUCUAACUCCUCCGCCUCACCCGAGUCGGUUCCAAAGGUCACCCGGAUCGUCUUUACCGCCCUUCUCCUCGACAUCCUUGCCUUCACCAUCAUCUUGCCCCUCUUCCCAAGACUCCUCCAGUUCUACCGCGACAGUGAGCAUGGCGACCAGGCAUCAUUAUUGGCAUGGUCCUUAUCGAGACUGACAGAGUUCCAGUCCGCCAUCGGACUCAACGAUGCCAAAAGCCCCUCCUCAUCAUCCAUCAAACGGCCCCCCAAGAUGGAUAUCGUCCUCCUCGGCGGUGCUCUGGGUUCCCUUUUCUCGGUUCUUCAGUUCAUUGCUUCACCUAUUAUUGGAAAGUUGUCGGAUAUCCUUGGACGGCGACGUGUUCUUCUCAUCUCUAUGCUCGGGAACUUGAUAUCCUGUGCAGUAUGGCUCUUCUCCUCAACCUUCGAACUCUUCGUCCUCUCCCGAAUCAUCGGCGGCCUCAGCGAAGGAAACGUCCAACUAUCCAUCGCAAUGAUCUCCGACAUCACCACCCCUGCCACUCGCUCAAAGGGCCUCGCCAUGGUCGGCAUUGCUUUCGCGAUUGCGUUUACUGUCGGGCCCGCAUUGGGCGCUUAUUUUGCGAAUAAGGAUCUGGUCGCGGCUUGGCCCGGGUUGGCACAGUAUGGAUUGCAUCCCUUUUCGGGCUCGGCCUUGUUGGCGCUUGUGCUGUUGACGGUGGAGAGUUUGUAUUUGUAUGCGAGGUUGCCAGAGACGAAUUCGGAGAGUUGGAGAUUGGCGGUUCAGCAGACCGUUCAGCAGGAGACGACUGAUGAUGCUUCUGGACCCUCCUCGUCAUCAACCCCUGUCACCACCAAGCCUGCCUCUACCUCCUCUUCUCCAACAGCAGGACUGGACCAGGAAAAGAUUCAAGCCUUGCAACAAUCCUACCUCUCCGUCCUCUCAUUCACCCACUUUGCUCACCUCUUCCUCUUCUCCGGGAUGGAAUUCACCCUCACCUUCCUCACCUUCCACCUCUUCGACUUUUCACACAUGCAACAAGGCGCCUUACUCGGCUACAUCGGGAUCUUAUCCUCCCUCCUCCAAGGAGGCUAUGUCCGUCGCCGCGCUCACAUCGUCGGUGAGAAACGUAUGGUCCUCCAGGGGAUGGUCGCCGCAGCAAUCGGAUUAGGAUCCAUCGCCCUUGUGUCGGGCGGCGGUGGUUCUACCACCACUCUUCUCGGAGGGAAGUCUACCCUCUUCCCUGCGUAUGUGAUUGAUGCUAUUGAGUGGUUGGACACUCAGGAAUGGUCCCGGAAGACUAGAAUGUGGGGCUUGUACGCUGGAGCUACAGGAUUGGCCGUGACGAGCGCAACCGUCGUCAACUGCCUCACAUCCCUCGCAAGUCUCGUCUGCGACAUGGGUUCCAAUGACUCCCUCCCCACACCCGCCUCCACCUCCUCCACAACCACCACAACCAAGAAGCAACCCAUCGGGAAGGGUCUGGCACUGGGACGGUUCCGCUCCUGGGGCCAACUGGGUCGUGCCGCAGGACCGAUUGCUGCCUGCAGUUUGUAUUGGCGUGUAGGACCCUUGGUCUGUUAUGGCACUGCUUCUGUGGCCGUCUUUGCGGUCGCUUUCCUCGCUAGUAGAAUCUUGCCUGAGGUGCGUAAACUGCCCAUCCGCACCCGGGCCGCUGCCGCCGCUUCUACCAAGAAGACAAAAUAA
Messenger RNA from Linnemannia hyalina, 1752 nucleotides. NCBI's taxonomy places the organism in Eukaryota, Fungi, Mortierellomycota, Mortierellomycetes, Mortierellales, Mortierellaceae. The record is from the annotation of a GenBank genome assembly.